AUGGGGCAUUGUUGCAGCAAGGUAGUUACGGACAACGACGACGUCGUCGCCACCGCCGGUGGCGGCGCCGUCGCUAACAACCACCAUCGUCCCAAGCCACCUCCUUCUCCGGCUGCUCAUCAGCCGUCCGCCGCGAAUGGGAACACUCCGGCGUAUUCCUUCACCGCUAGUCCAUGGCAGAGCCCCUAUCCGGCGGGAAUCGCUCCCUCGCCGUCGCCGGCCGGCACGCCCAGGAGGAAAUUCAAGUGGCCGUUCCCUCCGCCCUCGCCGGCGAAGCCGAUAAUGUCAGCUCUACUGAAGCGGCAGGGGCCCGCGUCGGCCAAGCCGAGAGAGGGGCCGAUUCCGGAGGAAAAUGGCGGCGGCGGCGGCGAAGCCGGAGAUAGACCGCUUGAUAAGAGUUUUGGGUAUCCGAAGAAUUUCGGGUCCAAAUAUGAACUGGGAAAAGAGGUGGGUCGAGGGCAUUUUGGUCAUACUUGCCUUGCUAAAGGUAAAAAGGGAGAGCUCAAGAAUCAAUCUGUAGCUGUGAAGAUCAUUUCCAAAGCAAAGAUGACUACAGCCAUAUCCAUUGAAGAUGUUCGUAGGGAAGUGAAAAUUUUGAAAGCAUUAUCUGGACAUCAUAAUCUGAUCAAAUUUUAUGAUGCAUUUGAGGAUGCUCAAAAUGUCUACAUUGUGAUGGAAUUGUGUGAAGGAGGGGAACUAUUAGAUAGAAUACUAUCAAGAGGUGGAAGAUACACGGAGGAGGAUGCUAAGAGAGUUAUUGUGCAAAUAUUGAAUGUUGUAGCCUUUUGUCAUCUUCAAGGUGUUGUGCAUCGUGAUCUGAAGCCGGAGAACUUUCUUUUUACCAAAAGAGAAGAAGAUGCUCCCAUGAAGGUUAUUGACUUUGGUCUCUCUGAUUUUAUCAAACCAGAUCAACGUCUCAAUGAUAUUGUUGGCAGUGCAUACUAUGUUGCACCUGAAGUACUUCAUAGAUCAUACAAUGUUGAAGCAGACAUGUGGAGUAUUGGUGUGAUAACCUAUAUCUUAUUAUGUGGAAGCAGACCUUUUUGGGCACGUACCGAGUCGGGAAUCUUCCGUUCUGUACUACGAGCAGAUCCUAAUUUUGAGGAUGCACCUUGGCCAGGUGUAUCUGCAGAAGCCAGAGAUUUUGUGAGACGGCUUUUGAAUAAAGACCAUAGAAAAAGAAUGAGUGCAGCACAAGCACUGACUCAUCCAUGGCUGAGACUCGAAAAUUCUGCUGUGCCUUUGGAUAUAUUAAUCUAUAAAUUGGUCAAGUCAUAUAUCCGAUCCUCACCGUUGAAACGUGCAGCACUGAAGGCUCUUUCAAAAGCUUUGACCGAACAAGAUUUGUUCUACCUCAGGGCUCAAUUCGAGCUUUUGGAACCAAUAGAUGGUUUUAUCUCACUUGAAAACUUCAGAACGGCCCUCAUGAAAAAUAUGACUGAUGCCAUGAGGGAAUCCAGGGUUUUUGAAAUCUUAAGCCUGAUGGAGCCACUAUCCUAUAAACAGAUGGACUUUGAAGAAUUCUGUGCUGCUGCAAUCAGUGUAUAUCACCUCGAAGCUCUUGAAAAUUGGGAACAGAUCGCGAGUGCAGCUUUCGAGAACUUUGACAGAGAAGGAAACCGCGUAAUUUCUGUAGAGGAAUUGGCACAUGAACAGAACUUGGGGCCGACAGCUUACGCUCUUCUCAAGGACUGGAUAAGAGCUGACGGGAAAUUAAACUUCGUGGGGUACACAAAAUUCUUGCACGGCGUGACAAUUCGCAGUGCAAAUGCAAGGUUUCAUAGAUAACAAGACAGAGCAAGAAGGCAUGUAUGGAUGGGAUACAAAGGAGAUGACAGACAAAGGACCUACUGAGUAGUAGUAUAGCUGUAAUUCUUUCUAUGUUCUUUAUUUUUCUUCCAAUAUUAUGUGCAGGAAUGGAUGGAUGAUUUAAAAGUUUUUUUUUUUUUUUUUUUAAUGAAAAAUGUUAGUGAGAGAGAGGUCAAAUGCAUGGUGCAUGCAUGUAUCUUCUUCUGCAUUCGACCCUGCAAAUUCUUUGGAAUGUUGAAAAUCAUCAUUUUGUUCUUGUUUGUUUGUAAUACUUGCUGCAUAUCAACUCUGAAACUUGGACUA
Ipomoea triloba (trilobed morning glory) is the source of this 2112-nucleotide messenger RNA. RefSeq names its product CDPK-related kinase 3-like. Gene Ontology annotation, biological process: intracellular signal transduction; peptidyl-serine phosphorylation; protein autophosphorylation. The transcript is spliced from 11 exons. Gene Ontology annotation, cellular component: nucleus; cytoplasm. Gene Ontology annotation, molecular function: calcium-dependent protein serine/threonine kinase activity; calmodulin binding; ATP binding. The record is from RefSeq and is a predicted model, not a curated record. The coding region runs from base 1 to 1788 and encodes 595 amino acids. Lineage: Eukaryota; Viridiplantae; Streptophyta; Magnoliopsida; Solanales; Convolvulaceae.